AUGAAGUGCUGUAAUUCUGAUAACACUGCCCGCGACUGUCAAACUGACUUCAAAGAUGUUAGAUUGGUUAACACAGUCGCCGAUCGUUCCAGGGCCCAUGAAGUUUCAUCCAGAGUUGAUAGGCAAUGGGUCGCAGUCACUACCUACCAACCAGUCGACACCAUUACCAAGACUGUUGAAAUUCCAGUGAUUAAAACUGUCGAACGCAUCGUGCACAAGCCAGUCAUCCAGGAACGCGUCAUCCACGUCCCCAGGGAGGUCACCCAGAUCGUUGAAAAGGUCGUCGAGGUCCCCGACGUCAAGUACGUUGAAAAGAUCGUCGAGGUCCCACAGGUUCAGUAUCGUAACAAGCUCGUUCCCAAGGUCGAGGUCGUCGAAAAGGUCGUCGAGAAACCUCAGAUUAUCGAGCAGUGGGUCGAACGCAAGGUCGAAGUUCCACAGAUCAAGGAGGUUGUUCGCUACAAGGAGAUUCAGGGCACCGAGGAGGUGAUAAAAUAUUACCCCAAGGGACACGGCAACAUUGACUGGGACAAGGAGUACGAGAAGGCCAACAUAAACGGAGGCUUGAGCGAGCGUCUCUACGGCCCAGGCGAGGAUACUCCAAACGCUUGCUGCUAA
Molecule: messenger RNA, 618 nt
Organism: Theileria orientalis strain Shintoku
Lineage: Eukaryota; Apicomplexa; Aconoidasida; Piroplasmida; Theileriidae
Exons: 2
Coding region: 1-618 (205 amino acids)
Source: RefSeq, a predicted model, not a curated record